Messenger RNA from Neoarius graeffei (lesser salmon catfish), 1176 nucleotides. RefSeq names its product CDC42 small effector protein 2-like. Gene Ontology annotation, molecular function: small GTPase binding. Gene Ontology annotation, cellular component: plasma membrane. Lineage: Eukaryota; Metazoa; Chordata; Actinopteri; Siluriformes; Ariidae. Gene Ontology annotation, biological process: regulation of Rho protein signal transduction. The record is from RefSeq and is a predicted model, not a curated record. The transcript is spliced from 5 exons. Bases 269 to 496 code for a protein of 75 amino acids.
GAAUGGCCGCCGCUUCCGGGUUGGAUGAUGUAGAGAUCUGCAGAAGUGAAGAGAAAAUCUGAAGGCACUUUUUUUCCCCCCUGACAGCAACUUCGAGGAAGUGUCUGAGGAGGAACGCCCGUCACCAACUUCCGGCACAAACUUGUGGCAAAGCUGAAACUGAACAGGAAGUCCAGAGAGAGAGUGAGAGCAAGAGACAUAGAAAGACCCAGAGUGUGUGUGUGUGUGUGUGUGGGAGGAAGUGUGUGUGUGUGUGUGUGUGGGAGAAAUGACGGAGUUCUGGGUGUGCUUUAGCUGCUGCAUCGCUGAACAGCCUCAACCAAAGAGGAGAAGGCGGAUCGAUCGCUCGAUGAUCGGAGAGCCAACCAACUUUGUACACAUGACACACGUAGGAUCAGGGGAUAUGGGGAUGGGCCUCUCGACGGUGAACACAGUUCAGGCACAGAUGAAGUCUAAAGGCGGUUAUGGGAAUGGCACACCAGAGAGCGUGCAGUGAUCCGCGUGGACACCAGUGUGUGUGACCUGCUGAACUGAAACAGUGAAGACGAGGAGCAACGCUGGAUUUAAACUCAUAAAUACACACACACACACACACACACACACACUGGAUCAGCGAGUCAGAGCACUGGUCUGUGAGAUGCGUGUAUAUCUGCAUAAUCGCACUGUUAGACGCUUAAAGCUUUCUGAUCAGAGUGUAAACAUUCACGCCCAUGCUCGCCACACCGACCAAUCAACAUCAGGCUUCCAUCAACUUUCUGCCCCUCCCCCCCCCAAAGAUGCUUUAUUUAUUUGGUGAUUUGUCUCGCGGGUUAAUAUGGUGGCUGGGCCACUACACAUUCAUUCUCACACACACACACACACACACACACCCAGAGUUUAAAUAAUGAGCGAGUGUGAGCGACAGAUUGAACACGGACACAUAGAGACGUAAAUAAUGAGCUUUUUUUUUCACGAUUUUAUAUCUUUUCAUAAAAAAUAUGAAUAUAUAUAUAUAUUCCGUGGGAUGUGGAAUAUCAUUAUUUUUUUAAAGCUUUUUAAACGUGCUGUGUUCAAAUAAACUUGACAUGUGCGACCUCACUGUAACGUCUUCCCACAGUGCUCUCCGUCACCGCGUUAAACUGCGGGAGGAUUUUUGUACAGAUGUUUUGAUGCCAAAAUAAAUGAUGCCAAGCAGCA